This is a messenger RNA of Ooceraea biroi (clonal raider ant), 3004 nucleotides long. RefSeq names its product zinc finger protein 157. The record is from RefSeq and is a predicted model, not a curated record. Gene Ontology annotation, molecular function: zinc ion binding; DNA-binding transcription factor activity, RNA polymerase II-specific; RNA polymerase II cis-regulatory region sequence-specific DNA binding. Gene Ontology annotation, cellular component: nucleus. Lineage: Eukaryota; Metazoa; Arthropoda; Insecta; Hymenoptera; Formicidae. Gene Ontology annotation, biological process: regulation of transcription by RNA polymerase II; embryo development.
UUAAAAAUGCUUUUUUCAUGCUCAAAAAUUAAGCUUUUUUUUUAUUGUGCCAUAUUGCAAUAUUUUUUUAUUGAAAGUAUUAUCCUUACGCUUUAAUUUCCCGUUUGAUUUUUUUAUUUCGAUAAUUUGUCCCCACAUUAUAAUUUUUUAAACAAAAUAGUACGUUUUCCGUGUUUCACUUUGUUUACAUAACCACAUUGUUUAAACAAACUAUUUUUUACUUGGUUUUCCGAUUGAUUUACAAAAUAGAAGAGUCAAUAUAACUAUACGAAUUGUUUCAGAUUUUUUAAAACAGUUUAACCUAUUUUUUAAUGAGGUGGACGUAAAUGACCCCCGUUUACAGGAUAAAGGUGCCAUAAAAACGUUUACAGGCAAAGGGUUAAAUUACGUAAAUGGAAGCAAUCAGAGUGAGAAAACCAUGUAAACCGCACUUGCGCGUUAUCCAACACAGACGUGUUUCAUGAAUUUUUUAAACAUGAAUUUUUAAUUACUCCAAAUUAAUGCUACAUUGUUCUACUCUAAAUCCAAAAACCACGCAAUCGUUAUCGUUUUCAAUCAUCUCGCGAAGGAUGAGCGGCGAAACGCUUUCCCAACGUUUGAACCUGCCCGCGUCGGCCAAGCUACGGAGCAAGCGUCGAUGUAGCGAUCGACCGACCAACCAGCAGCCGUGAAGCUCCAAAUGGCACAUUCAUUCGUUCCAUUCGGCUUCUGUGGGAUCACUACGAUGUGUAGUUUAUGAAAGUCAGGUACGCUGGUGGACGUCAGAACAGAAAACGCAGAACGCGGGAGAACUGCGUCCGUGCAUUAAGCGUUCGCAAGUGCCGGCUACCGGUGAUCGGGAAGCUUCACCUCGACUUCUUCGACUCCUACGUUGAACAAGUGCCAUCGGACACGUGGUUCAUAAACUCCGAAUUCAUCGCAUUCAUCAGUGAUCAGUCGGCAUGGAAUCCAGGAACUCGUCGAUGCUGGAAUCCUCCAGGGAGGAGAACGUGCUAUCAUACGAGACCGUGAAGAGCACGGUGACGCGAGACGAUCGAAGCGAGUUGGAGACCGAAGAGGGCUUCCUCCUGGUGUCGCAGGCGCAGCAGGAGCGGUACGCUGAAGAGGAGAACGUCGACGAAGCGACGUUAAAGGAGCGGACAGCAGCCCUCGCCUUCAUAAACCUCUGCAGGAUAUGCGCGAACGCGAACGACCACCUGAUCCCGAUCUUCGAGGGCGACGGUGUAGAGCGGAACUUGGCCCAGAAAAUACUCAAGCACCUGCCAAUACGCAUCUCGGAGGACGACAGCCUGCCGUUGCAGUUGUGCUACCACUGCGCUACCACGCUGCUGGCCUGGCACGAGCUGAGCGAGGGAUGCCUGAACGCGGAACGGAAGUUGCUGGGGAUGCAGGGCAAGCAAGAGUAUGACACUCCCGCAAUGUCUCUGGACAAUUUGGAGGUGCCUGCGCCGAUUACAACGAUGGAGACAACCGUUAACAUUGCCAACAGCGAGGCCUCGGAACCGGACCAGCAGGCUGAUGAUAAAACUGAAGCGCGGGGGACAGAAGAAACCGACGAAUCCAACAGGUGUGGCCCGGGGAGAGCUUUCGCGGCACGUAUCACCGCUCUCCGGCCGAGUAACGUCGCGAUAGAGCACGAGAGCGACGUGGCCGGAGGCUUAACCGCGAUCGUGGGCAGCACUACAGAAAACUCGGAAAGAGAGACGCAAGAUUCGUCGGACGACGUGAGAUACGACGAGAGAACGGACUCGAAUGCCUCGCAACGUGAAGAGGAGACUCGAGCAACGAUCUCACGCUCAGCGGACAAGCUCCUGAAGAACUACACCUGCGACAGCUGUCAGCGCGCGUUCAAGAGGAAAUAUCAUCUGAUACGUCACAUAGCAGCCUGCAAACCCAACUCGACCAACGAGAAAAAUGCGUCAAAGCGUACUAGGACGAUGAAGAGAAGAAGGAAGAACGGCAAUUUGACGAAGAGACGAGAAGACUCCGACUGUCGAACGGAAGACGCGGGAAUCGCGAGCGAUGACGGAGAUCGCCGCCGCGUUGCACCAACGAGGUCGCCACGACGGAAACGAUCCGCGACAUAUCCCUGCGCGUACUGCGAGCACGUUGCGGAGAAGCGGAAGCUGCUGAACGCCCACGUAACCGAGGCGCAUCCGGAACUCGCGAAGAGGAGCCGCAAGUCAUUUGUGGCCACGGAUACAGUGACGCGCGCCAGGAUAGAGCACGACGGCAGAGUGUACUAUCACUGCGCCGAGUGCGGGAAGAAUCUGAACUCGCCGUACACGUUCUACUGGCACGUCCGGAUCCACACGGGCGAGCGGACGUUCACGUGCCACCUCUGCGGCAAGCGGUUCCGCGUGAAUCAAGGCCUGGCACGUCACCUCCGCGAGACGCACGACGGCAUCAAGAACGUGGCGUGCGACCUGUGCGGCCGCAUGUUCUCCACGCGACGGAACGUCGAGGACCACCGACGUAUCCACACGGGCGAACGGCCGUACGUGUGCAACGUGUGCGGCAAAACGUUCAAGCAGAAGGCUUCCCUGUUCGUGCACAAUCGCACGCACACCGACGUGUUCCCGCACAAGUGCGGGCACUGCGGCCAGGCGUUCCGCACGCGGCCACCGCUCGUGUUGCACAUCACCAAGCACACUGGUGAGAAGCCGCACGCCUGUGACGUCUGCGGCCGUCGUUUCCGGAUCAAAUACGAGCUGAAGCGUCACCGGUUGAUACACUCCGACGAGAAACCGUGGUGCUGCACCGACUGCGGCCUGUCCUUCCGACAGAAACGCUACUUGGUUAAUCAUAGAAGGCUCAAUCACGAGUCGCCGCGCUGCUCUACCGCUGCUCAAGUCGCUGCGAAAUAAAUGACUUGACUUUCUUUUCAGAUGCACGCGUCAAGCGUCGAGCGACGAGACAGAAAAAUCGAGGAGAGCUAGCGAGAUUAACGUCGAGAAUGCUCAAUCGACAAUAUAUCGCGACUCCGAGCAAGAACCCGCGCAGG